AUAAGUGAUAAGGCUAUAUUGUUUACAGGUGCUUGGCAAUGCAUUGGAGGAUGGUGGUGUAGCUCAUGGGGUUAUAAAUUAUGCAGAAAUCAGUCUCACCUGAACGGGUUCCGCGAGAAGCGCUUCACGAACAACAUGAACGACUUACCACGAAGCACAUUCAAACGCUGUCGUUCUUACAGGACAUCGUUAAUGAGAACAAACAACUCAAGGCCAGAGUGGAGCAGCUUGAGAGAAUCCAGAAAGAGUAUGAAUCCCUGGAGGAGAUGGAGGACGACCAUCAGGAUCGCAUCAAGCAGAUCCAGGAGCAGUACAUGAACAGAGCAGAUGAGAUCAAUGCCAUGCUAGCAGAAAAACACAAAACAGAGAUCCUACAGCUGGUGGAUGAGAAAGUUGAAAUUGAAAAGAAUGCAUACCAAGAAAUUACUAAGCUGAAGGCUGACAUUGAGGUCCUACAACAGACCAACAGAGAACUCCUAGGGCAGCUGGGGCCUCUCACUGACCUCGAGGAGGAGAACAAGUCACUCAAACAAGAUCUUGAAAAUGCUAAGAAGGAAAAUGAAAACUUGAAGUCUGAGUACACCAAGUUGGAAGAGGCGUCUGCCAGCAAGGUGGACGUGCACCACCUCCAGGGACUUAAAGCUCAGAAUGAGGCCCUCCAACAGCAUGUCAAAGAGCUGGAGCAGAAGAAGCAUGAAAUGGAGCACAGGAUCUCUCGACUGGAGGCUGAGGUGGUAGAGAAGUCACAGGAUGCGGACAAGGUCAAACUCAUCGAUAACCUUCGUCUCAAGCUAGAGAAACUACACAAGGAGAAAGCAGACCACUUGACAAGGAUAACGGUCAAUGAAGCUGAGAUUCAGGACCUUACAAGGGAAAAUGAACAACUGAAGGGCUCUCUCAUCCAGCUUGAAAAGGAGAAAGAAAAGCUUGCUUCAGAAUUCCGAAAUGUGUUAUAUGAACUCCAGACUUUGAGGAAACAAUUGUCACAUGAUAAUGAAAAGAAGACGUUCAGGGAUUAUGUGAUGGUGAAAAGAGAAGUGAAUGUAUUAAGGGAGGAGAAUGCUGUUCUGAGACAGAGGAAUAAAUUGACAGUCGAGAAGCUGCCGGUCCUGAAGCCGGACCGACCACAGUCGGGCAUCAAGGGGGCAGAAUCCAGGGACACUAACAAGAGGCGGCAGUUAGCAUUGCCAUCAUCAGGACAUGCUUGAUAGAAGUGAGUUACCGUUCCUGAAGGCCGAAAGGGUAGAUUCCAGGGACACUUACAAGAGGCGGCAGUUAGCGUUGCCAUAACGUUCAGUUUAGGAGUCUCUCUGUUAACUUGGUGUUCUGUGUAAUGUAGUCAAACAUAGAAGUUUCUAGUUUACAAAUUAAACAUAAAGCCAUUCCUGAAAAUGCAUUUCUGGAUCUUGUAUUUAUGCCCCAAUAAGCAGCCCCUGAUCAUCUUCUGGACCAAUCUGUAAGUAAUCUUUAUAAGCGCCCCCUGCAAAAAUAAAAAACUUACCCCUUAAUUAUUAUAGAAAAAAGUUUGAUUACUACCGCUUGAUUUCUGUAUACAAGUUUAACUUGUGUAUGAUUUUAAUAAGCAUCCCCUUCGUCCAUUUCUAAAAGACUAACAUAUUUAGGAUUAAAUGGUUAUUGUAUUGUAUAUCAUGUAUAUGUUAUGUUCACAUAUUGGCCAAAAUCAGACCUCUUACAGCAUUUACCAUGUUUAAUGUGUCAUGUGGUUUAAUUUAUACCUCCUAAACAGUAUGCAAUGUUCCAUCUUGCUUCGAUCAUAUGACAGUGUAGAACAAUCACCAGAACACACCCUCCGACCACCUCGCUCCCAGCACGCUCCUGUACUACUCGUCACUUUUUUCCUUCCUUGCCCGUGGUAAAUGGACAAUUGGAUUAGUUUUUGUCAUUUGGGUUUGACUUUGAUUAAUCAUUCUUAGUCACUGUUAGUCCCUGGCCGUUAUUUAUCAAUAAAUAUGAUUAAACGGCUACUUACCAUCGUCACACGCAUUCUUUCACGGCCAUUGUUCCCAUUGGCUCGUGAAAGCUCCGUUUUGGUUUACUUUCUCGUGUUUCUACCACCCUCGUUUUAACCCGGGAUGGUUGCAUUUUGUUGAAUGUUCGUGAUUUUUAUUCUUCUAAGCCCACUCCGAAUGUGUGUGGAAGAAAUCAGCAUCGGACCCCCAAGGUCUCUGCCCUGACUGCCGCAUCCCCUGCACCCCUGCACCGGUCCAGCAUUGCACUGAUUGUGCUCACUUAUCUCUCGACCAUUUCAACGUUUACCUAGCCAAACUAUGCAAAAGGGCCCUUCAACAACUAUAGCGUCAGACUUUGUGCCCUGCUUGGAAGCCUGCAAGUUGCCAAUCCUUGUUUGUCGCCUCUUAUACCCAUGACGUGGGCGGAGCAUCUUCCACCUCGGUCAUCCCGCCAACUAUUAGUCUGCUCAGGAACUUGUAUGACAAGUACUACUCCGCCUUGCAUCCCUUGAGUCCCUCGACCUGGAGACUCUAGGAGCCUCCCUAGGUGCAGACGCAUUCGUCAGCGUAUCUCCAAGCGCCUCCUCAGGCACUGCCUCCUUUUCAGGCGCAGACACAGGCACCUCAGCAGGGGUAUCGUCAUGUGCCUCGUCAGGGCCGCCUACACUUCAAGCACCUCUCCAGGCACUGCCUCCUCCUUCAGUGCCUCACCUGGUGCAGGCGCCCCCAAAGGGCUAUCUUCAAGCACCUCACCAGGCGCCACAUUAGCAGAUUUGGUUCAUUAGGCACCGCAAUUACAGGUGCAGCUACAUGGUAUCCAAGAUACCGUUUGUUGUCUGCCACUCUACGCUUCUAAGGAUUAGAUCCUGUGAAUCAUGGACGUCAUUAAACUGGAGGAGCCUGUCCUGCUGCCUUCAGUGAAAUGCUCCUUCCAUCCCAGGAUUACGACAUUUUAUACGGUGCCCGUUGAUAACGUGGUAGACAGCAUCUCUGUUUUUACUUGCAGCAGGCUUUGGAUAAUGUUGCCCUUAAGGUUUCGCUUCCCAAAUGUGCCAUCACGUCAUCCCGGUUUAAAUUGCAUGGAAUUUCGUUCCCCAGUUUGUUAAAUGGCGCCUAUCCUUGAUGUAUGAACUGUUACGCCAACCUUAGUCCACGGGUAGACUGAGAAGCUCUUCAACAGGAGAUUUAGGAGAAUUUUCUCUCCACUGCCCAGGCCGAAGCUACAGUUCAGACCUUGCAGAUGUGUAUUACCCGCCCAGGUACUCAGUAUACAUGGAGGAUGCCCUAACAACCAAGGCUAAACACCUCCGUCGUGAUGAACCAUACUCCAAACCUUCGACGCAGACUGCAUCUUCUCAGAUUUCUAUGGCCAGAUCGACAAGGGGCUGUACUCAGUCUUCCUCCUCGGGCUUGGUGCAAGGGCGCAGAAUGACACUCCGGCAUGACGCUCCUUCCAGGGCAACUGGAAUCUACCGCCACCGGUCGGUUCUGGCAAAACUGGGACCAACUCUUCUCGGACCGUUGGGUCAUUCAGACUCUCGGCUACAGGUCCCACUGAACCUCCAGGCUUCAGGACUUCAGGACUGUGGACGGCCCUGUUUCUCCAUUGGCACAUCAACUGUUUAGAGUUUCAAUCUAUCUAUCGCAAUCCAUCAGACACACCACAUGACCAGAAAUGGUUAUCUAUUGAGGCUUAUUGACAUCAACAUGAUAUGGAUCAUGCUUUGGUGACUUCUUAGUCUGCUUACGUGAGAGAAAACAUUUGUCAGGCGGCACAAUUGCCAGUUACAUCUCAGCCAUUACCUCAGUCCUUGACGCCUCCUGAUCUAACCGUAUCACCACGGCUCCUGAACUCACUGCUAUAUUAAGGGGUUACCUGAUCUACCCGUAUCACCACGGCUCCUGAACUCACUGCUAUAUUAAGGGGUUACCUGAUCUACCCGUAUCACCACGGCUCCUGAACUCACUGCUAUAUUAAGGGGUUACCUGAUCUACCCGUAUCACCACGGCUCCUGAACUCACUGCUAUCUUAAGGGGUUACCUGAUCUACCCGUAUCACCACGGCUCCUGAACUCACUGCUAUAUUACAGGGUUACCGUGAGGCCAAUCAGUGAUUAAUGUUUCACCCUCGGCCUUGGAUCUGGGACUGGUGCUAUGUCACCUCCCCGUUUCUCCCUACGAACCUAUCCCUGCUGCAGUAUUGGUACCUCUUACUCAGAAAACUGCCUUUCUUCUUUCAUUGGCCAAUGUGGAAUGUGUCAGUGAACUGCACGCUCUAGACUUUAUUGCCAAAAAAUCAAUUGCCUGGUCAGUUGGAUCUUCACUAUUGCUCCGCUGACUAAUAAUGUUGGGUCUGGUGACCUAGAGGACAUCUACCUCUAUGUAACUAGUCGUUUUCGGCACCAAUGUGAACGCCUUUUCAUACCAACCAUCGAGGAGGGUUGCAGGAAUAUCUCCAAGAAUACGCUGUCAUUUUGGUUACAUUCCCCCAUUCUUCCGGCUUACGCCCAUGCUGGUCUAGAUCUGUCUAGAGCUUCCAAUAAUUCAGGCAUUGUUCUUGCCACACCAACAGCUCUGUCACAAACUUUGUAAGAAGUUGUUUUGGUGAACCAACACUAAUUUCACCAACUUUUACCUCCUAGCUCUGUCUGUUGAGGAUGUCAAAGGAGUCGGCCAGGUGGGUCUUCUCGUCUUUUGCCAAACAACUCCUCCCACCACAUUGCCGUUGAUGAGGUUGGAAUGAAGCUACUGCCAUCAAGGACGUCCAUACCAGCACUCCUGCAUGUUUUGUCCUUCUUCCUACAGAAUGGUUGCCUUAACUCAAUACUGAGGGCAACUACGUAUCGUGAGGGCAACUAUGGUUCCUGAUCUUUUGAGUACUUCCAGUUGAAACAUAAUUUCAGACCCAGCCUUGACUGUAAUCAGGCAUGGUGCGGAUGUAUUACAGGACUAGUGAAGUUGAACACACCCAUGGGUUGAAAACAAAGUGGCAGUCUAGUCUAGUCUGUGCUCUGGUCCAUCCACUAAACUGCAAAUGGGGAUAUGCAGUUUAUCAAACCCGCUGUCCUACCAUGGGAUAAUUGCAGAUAUUUGUUGUAGAGGGAUAAGUUACAAAAUAUAGGGAAUUAGAGUCUUCCCCUUAUUUUAUAUACUCAUCCUGACACAACAGGUCAUGUCUGCCCCGUCCAUCCCCUUGAAGAUUUGGAUCAAUGCGUCACCUGUCUACAGGCAAUAGUGGGAAAAGUGACGAGUAAUACAGGAGCAUGCUGGGAGUGAGGUGGUUGGAUGGUGUGUUCCGGUGAUAUGUCUACAUUGUUCUACACUGAUAUGAUCAAAGCAAGAAGGUUGCAACCUAUAGCAUACUGCUGUGGAGAGAUAAGUUUAUGUAUUUUACUUAUCCUGCAUUACUCCUUAAUGCAUUUACUGGAUACUUUUAAAAGAAGACAAAGCUGCAGUUUAAUCCUAAAACUGGACAAUUUAUUAGAUCAGCAUGUCUGUCUGUGACAAGCAGUAAUAUAUGGAGUUAACGGACAUCGUCACAUCGGGUCACAUGGUCUCUUCUGCGUCGUCCUGCCACACACUUCAGUGAAACAACUUCUUUCUUAGCUGGACCCCUUUGUCUUCUGUCAAAAGUAAGCAAUAAUGCAUUAAUGAGUAAUACAGGAUACGUAUACAAAUGUAACAAAUAUGUAGAUUUUACUAAAAGUAAGGUGAAUACUCUAAUUCCGUAUGCUUUACUGAGUUUGAUAACAUGUUCAAACAGGAGAAAAACAUAUUCUUCAUGAACUGUUUUACUAUGUUAACCGUGGCAAGUUUGAAGAUGUCCAAAUGGAAACCUGUUAUUCAUAUUGAUGUGAUUGAAGUCUUGGAACAUAAAAUAAACUUGUUAUUCAUAUUGAUGUGAUUGAAGUCUUGGAACAUGAAAUAAACUUGUUAUUCAUAUUGAUGUGAUUGAAGUCUUGGAACAUGAAAUAAACUUGUUAUUCAUAUUGAUGUGAUUGAAGUCUUGGAACAUG
Molecule: messenger RNA, 5986 nt
Organism: Haliotis rufescens (red abalone)
Lineage: Eukaryota; Metazoa; Mollusca; Gastropoda; Lepetellida; Haliotidae
Product: myosin heavy chain, clone 203-like
Exons: 5
Coding region: 81-1208 (375 amino acids)
Source: RefSeq, a predicted model, not a curated record